This is a messenger RNA of Zea mays, 1972 nucleotides long. RefSeq names its product tryptamine hydroxycinnamoyltransferase 2. Bases 289 to 1614 code for a protein of 441 amino acids. Gene Ontology annotation, molecular function: acyltransferase activity, transferring groups other than amino-acyl groups. The transcript has 2 exons. The record is from RefSeq and is a predicted model, not a curated record. Lineage: Eukaryota; Viridiplantae; Streptophyta; Magnoliopsida; Poales; Poaceae.
GUUUUCGACCGCGCUGCUGGGUCGUGGUUGGUGCCCCUGGCCAUCAGUUUCCCACGCCACGCCAGCAUGCAGCUAGCCAGCUCCUCCUUUGCCCGCCCAUGUUUUGCGUGCACAGCAUAACGAAUCCCCUAUAAAGCAUAUGUACACAGGCACCCUACUCAACACGCAUAUCAUUGAGGAAAAAACUCACUUGUUGGUUUUUCAUCACAAUCAUUAUUCUCAUCAUCAUCUGCUAGCUAGCUAGUCCAUUGAUCAUUAGCUAGCAGCUACCAAGCUAAGCCGACGACGAUGACGACCACGUUAGUGACGGUGGACAUAACGCGCCGCACGGUGCUGAAACCCCCACCACCGGCGUCCUCCCGCGGCGGCGGCGGCAGCCUGUCCCGGCUGACGUCCUUCGACCGCGCCUCCACCGACGGCUACAUCCCGACCGUCUUCGCGUGGUACGCGCCUGCGCCGGACAACGAGGCCAUAGUGGAUGGCCUCCUCGCUGUGGUCGCGAGGUACCCGCACCUGUCGGCCCGCAUGGGUGUCGACGACCGCGGCAGGAAGUGCUUCCUCCUCAACGACGCCGGGGUGCUUGUCGUGGAGGCCACCGCCGACGCCGACCUUGCCGACGCGCUGGUGGCUCACGACGUGACGGCGCACAUCAACGAACUGUACCCCAAGGCUGAUAAGGAACGUGAGGACGAGCCUCUCUUCCAGGUCCAGCUGACGCGGUACACGUGCGGCGGCCUGGUGAUCGGCACGGUGUGCCAACACCUCGUCGCCGACGGGCAGUCCAUGAGCUCCUUCUACGCGGCCUGGGCCACGGCCGUGCGCAGCGCCUCGGCAGCCGAUCUACCGUCGCCCUUCACCGACCGCGCGGCCAUCGCCGUCCCACGCAACCCGCCCGUGCCCAGGUUCGACCACCGGAACAUCGAGUUCCGCGGCGAGCAUAGCUCGAGCCGCCCCUACGCCGUCCUCCCCAUGGACAGGAUCAAGAACCUCGGCAUCAACUUCCCGGAGCAGUUCAUCGCCGACCUCAAGGCCCGCGUGGGCGGCCGGUGCACCACGUUCCAGUGCCUCCUGGCGCACGUCUGGAAGAAGGUCACGGCGGCGCGGGACCUGGCGCCGGAGGAGUUCACGCAGAUAAGGGUCGCCGUGAACUGCAGGGGCCGCGCCGACCCUCCGGUGCCCAUGGAGUACUUCGGUAACAUGGUGCUGUGGGCGUUCCCGCGGAUGCAGGCCCGGGAGCUGCUGUCCUCCAGCUACGCCGCGGUGGUCGGCGCCAUCCGCGACGCCGUCGCGCGCGUCGACGCCGAGUACAUCCAGUCCUUCGUCGACUUCGGGGACAUGGCGGAACGCGCCGGCGAGGAGCUGGCGUCCACGGCCGCGGGUCCGGGCACGGCCUUCUGCCCGGACCUGGAGGUGGACAGCUGGCUGGGGUUCAGAUUCCAUGACCUCGACUUCGGGUACGGGGCACCGUGCGCCUUCCUGCCGCCCGACCUCCCCGUCGAGGGUCUCAUGAUCCUGGUGCCGUCGUGCGCGGCCAAGGGUGGCGUCGACCUCUUCAUGGCUCUCGACGAUGACCACGUUGAUGCCUUCAAACACAUCUGCUACUCCAUGGAUUGAUCGCUAGCUCAACAAAACAAAGACGAGUAUGUCCGCGCGCGGUAUAUCUACGUAGUACACAGCCACGUACGUCUUUGUAAUACUGCAAGCGAUAUCGUGUUGAUUACGUACGUACGUGGGCAUCUGUUAUAUGUACAUGACCAAUUGUGUAUAUUACGUAUGACCAAUUAUUCUUCAUACACAGUACACACAUAGAGAUUCACAACGCUAGCUUGUGCACAUUCACAUCUAAAAACGUACACGUGUAAACACUACCUUUGUAAGUAUAUUCGAAGACUGAGAGCCAGCAAAUUCAAUGUAUUAAAAAUAUAGUCGUCUAAAAGUAUUAAGAGCGCAUCUGCAAGUGACUUUUAAUUUU